UGUUAGUGGUCUGACGGAACACUUUCUGGGACAAAACUUCUAGCGUUAGAGAGUGAGAGAGUCAGGAAGAUACUGAUCAGAGGAACAAAUAACUAUUAAAAAAUAUACAUACAUUUUCCUAAUGUUGACAGUUGCUAAAUGCAUAUUUCUCUCAAUUAUUCCGUGAUUUCUAACAGAGUAAGUAAGGAUCUAGGAUCAGGGCAGGCAGGGGACCUGGACGUGCAGCCAAGCCCACCAAGGAUGCACUGAGCUGGGGAACAUCUGCUGUGGCCUCCCCCUAGCACUGCCAUGGCAUCUGACCCUUCACCCCCAAGCCCCGCCCCUCUGGGCUCCCAGGUCCACGCAGCCGCCGUCAACGGAGACCGGAGCGUCCUCCUCAGACUCAUCACAGUGGAUCCCUCCCUGCGUGACCGUGAGGACCAGUUUGGGCGUACCCCACUGAUGUACUGUGUCCUGGCUGACCGUCUGGACUGUGCUGAGACACUGCUGAAGGCGGGAGCCUCUGUUAACAAGACUGACCAUAGCCAACGUACUGCGCUGCACCUGGCAGCACAGAAGGGGAACGUGCGGUUUCUGAAGCUGCUCCUGUCUCGUCGUGCUGAUUGGCUGCAGAAGGAUCUAGAGGAGGUAACACCCCUCCACCUGGCGACCCGUCACCCCUCCCCCAAACCCCUGGCCUUGCUGCUCAAACACAUAGGACCUGGAGAGGUGGAUACACAGGACAAGAACAAGCAGACUGCGCUCCACUGGUCAGCGUUCUAUAACAGGCCAGAGCACGUCAGACUGCUCAUCAAACAUGACUCCAACAUUGGCAUCCCUGACAGCGAGGGCAAGAUCCCCCUACACUGGGCUGCACACAGCCAGGAGCACACCGCUAUACACACCGUCCGCUGCAUACUGGAGGCGGCUCCUACCGAGUCUCUGUUGAACUGGCAGGACUAUGAGGGGCGCACGCCUUUGCACUUUGCUGUUGCCGACGGCAACGAGGCAGUGGUGGAGGUGCUGACAUCGUAUGACGGCUGCAGCGUCACGGCGUACGACAACCUGUUCAGAACCCCGCUGCACUGGGCUGCACUGCUGGGACAUGCCAAGAUAGUGCACUUGUUGUUGGAGAGGAACACGUCAGGCACCAUCCCCUCAGACAGCCAUGGGGCCACACCUCUACACUAUGGAGCUCAGAGCAACUACGCUGAGACGGUGGGUGUGUUUCUGUCCCACCCCUCUGUGAAAGACGAGCCAGAUCUGGAGGGCCGCACAGCAUUCAUGUGGGCUGCUGGCAAAGGAAGCGAUGAUGUCAUACGCACCAUGCUGACACUCACGCCUCACAUUGACAUCAACAUGGCCGACAAGUACGGAGGCACUGCGCUGCACGCGGCCUCUCUGUCAGGUCAUGUGAGUACAGUGAGGUUGCUGUUGGAGAGAGGAGCCAUAGUGGACAGUCUAGACGUGAUGAAACACACGCCUCUGUUCAGAGCCUGUGAGAUGGGACACCGCCACAUCAUCCUCACACUUAUCAAAGGCUCUGCUCGUGUCCACCUGGUGGAUCUAGAUGGACACACUGCUCUCCACUGGGCGGCUCUGGGGGGGAACGCUGAAGUCUGCCAGUUGCUGAUGGAGAAUGGGAUCAGUCCUAACGUCCAGGACCAGGCAGGCAGGACUCCUCUCCAGUGUGCUGCUUAUGGAGGGUACAUCACCUGUAUGGCUGUACUACUCAUGGAGAACAACGCCGACCCUAAUAUACAGGACAAAGAGGGCAGGACAGCUCUCCACUGGUCCUGUAACAAUGGCUAUCUGGAUGCUGUGAAGCUGCUGCUGAACUCUAAUGCCUUCCCCAACCACAUGGAACACAACGAGGAGAGGUACACCCCCCUGGACUACGCCCUCCUAGGGGAACACAGUGAGGUGACUCAGUACAUGUUGGAGCAUGGAGCUCUGUCUAUAGCGGCCAUCCAGGACAUCGCUGCUGCUUCCAUCCAGGCGCUGUAUAAAGGAUACACGGUCCGCAAGGCCUUCACUGAGAGGAAACAACUACUGAUGAGACACGAACAGCUACGCAAGGACGCAGCCAAGAAACGCGAGGAGGAGCAGCGGAGGCGGGAGGCGGAGCAGCAAAUCUCAUUGGCCAGAACAGAGAAACAGAGGAUGUUAUUGGCCCGCGCUGAGCAGGAGCAGCUGUCAUUGGCUGAGACUAUGAAGGAACUGUCAGUGUAUGAGAGAGAGGCAGGGGGCGGGGCUAAUACAGCCUCCAAAGCAGAACAGACCAAUAGCAAAGAGGAGACACGGAAACAUAGAGCACAUAGAAGCAGACCCUCCAGGGGAGGGAAGGAGGCGCAGCCAGCCAAAGGCCCUGACCCCGUGGUGACCCCUCACCCCUCAGUGACCUCUGACCCCAUGCCCCCUGCGCAGGGGUCUAGGGUCAGGGAGCGUCUCUCUCCUGCAGGCUGCAGCCGACCCCCCAGUCCAAAACACAGACCCCCCACCACACCCAGGACCAAGAGACUCACCUCUGCAAACACACACACUCCUUCCAAAACACACACUCCCUCCAACACACACACUCCCUCCAACACACACACUCCUUCCAACACACACACUCCCUCCAACACACACACUCCUUCCAACACACACACUCCCUCCAACACACACACUCCUUCCAACACACACACUCCUUCCAACACACACACUCCAUCCAACACAAACAUGUCUACUCGCCCCACCAUGGAUCAAGAAGCCCCCAGCACCAGGGAACGCACCCCUAGAAGCAAGAGAGACACACACACCAACACACACAACCCCAGACACAGAACACGCCCUGCCACAGACCAUACCACCUCCUCCAGCAAGAACCACACUAAAGCCUCCACACAGUCACACCGCCCCAGCAGCAAGCCCAGGGAGCGGGACAGAGACCAGGCUGCCUGCACUAUCCAACGAGCCUGGAGGAGGUUCCAUGUGCGAGGCAGAUUGAGGGAGGCUUUUGGUGCUGGGAAAAGAGUGGAGCCACCUGAGGUCGCCUCCCUCCUGAUCCAGCUGCUCUGGGAUAGGCCGGCUUUCCCUGGUCACACCCCUAUUAGGACCAAGCCUGAGGCCAGAGUUCCACCCACCAAGACAGCAGCCAAGAGCUCAGUGCUGCAAAGCAUCUAUGGAGGUUCUGUGGCCCGAAGGGGGCGCUCACUCGGGGGUUCUCAGUCUCAGAUACUACUGGACCUGUCACUACGCACACACAGCCAGCUGAGUAGUGUGGAGUGUGUGCACCUGUGUGAUGCAGUGGGGCAGGCCAGGCAGUACUCCUACCACCUCAGACCCCACAGCGCUGGACAGGGCCGGGGGAAACACUGACGACUACACACACACCCUGCAUGUGUCCUUCGUGGCUCAGUUGGUAGAGCAUGGCGCUUCUAAUGCUAGGGUACUGGGUUUGAUUCCCAGGACCAGCCAUAUGUAAAAUGUAUGCACGCGUGACUGAGUUGCUUUGGAUAUAAGCAUCUGCUAAAUGGCAUACACACAUAUAAUAUAUGUGUGUGUUGUCUUGAAAUGACUUACCCAACUGCCUUAUCAUGGUGGAGUUAUUGGCCAGAUUGUAAACAGAGCAUCUAUAUACUGACAAGAGGGGGGCCCCAAUGGUGUAACUAUAGGAAUAUGUUUCUGCAGAGGUGGGAAAUCUUAAGCCAAUGAGGGCAGGUUUGCAUGUGAACAAUGCUGAUAUAACUGACUUCUCAGAGAUGCCAUGUGUGUCCACUUAUCAGUACAGAUGUAAUAACCUAAAUAUUACAAAAUGUAUAUUAGGUCAAAUAAGCCUCACUCAUCAAUUUGACACUCAUUGACCACCAUAUAAAAAAUCCCCACUUGGUUUGUGUCAUGCUGUAUUUUCAGGCAGAGUAAUAAUCCCUCUUCCUCUCAGAUUGUACUCUCUGCCCAGUAUUAACCAUGGAGGAGUUCUUGGCCUGAUUGUUUAUACUCUCACAGGAAGAGAGGACAAAGUUAUGAGACGUCACAGUCAUGACCUCACAAGGCGGAGUUAAGUCAACCGACAUGGUAUGUGUGCAAGAUCAUUUCAACCAUACAGAAAAUGAACACACACACACAGAGAGAUAACCUUUCCUCCCAUGUGGAGAAUGAGGCAGUCUGUCAACAGCCGGUCAUACAGCCAGCCCACCUGCAGACGCUGACACACACGCCUGCUUGCAAACACACACUCUUCCCAUCAGCCAUAACACUUGUACUAGGUUGUAGUCAACUCUACCUCAGUAUCUACCUGAGCAGGUUCCCACAGGCAUGCAUGCCCCUCCCACUUUCCCCCCUCAGCCAUAAUAGUAGGUACACAGAUGUACACAAGGUCAUUUAGGUCCAGAGGGUACACGUGUACCUGUGCUUUCUCUGUAGGACUCUGUGGGGGGGGGGGGGGGGGGGGUAUAUUUAUGCAUUUCAUACACACUCUGUUACUCUUUAAUUGUAUAUUAUACAUCACUUCCUGCCUUAAAGAGAUAGUUGACUUAAAAAGUUAGCCAGAUGUUUGUGGCACCUCCACAAUGGGAACUGUCACGUUAAAGAUAGAAACUGUUUCAGUGUGGAUGCUGUUCACUCUGAUGCACUACUGGUGAAACACUAUCAGAUGUCAAGGCUUUACAUUUAUGAAUGAAAACCAACCUCAAUGUUAAUGUCCAUGUUUUUCUACUCUUUUAGAAAACUUGUCAAAUAAAUACAUUGACAAGUU
Messenger RNA from Salvelinus namaycush (lake trout), 4714 nucleotides. It is a transcript of the gene invs, whose product is annotated as inversin. Bases 289 to 3339 code for a protein of 1016 amino acids. Gene Ontology annotation, biological process: protein localization to ciliary inversin compartment. Gene Ontology annotation, molecular function: protein binding. Gene Ontology annotation, cellular component: ciliary inversin compartment. The transcript has 20 exons. NCBI's taxonomy places the organism in Eukaryota, Metazoa, Chordata, Actinopteri, Salmoniformes, Salmonidae. The record is from RefSeq and is a predicted model, not a curated record.